Molecule: messenger RNA, 1410 nt
Organism: Monoraphidium neglectum
Lineage: Eukaryota; Viridiplantae; Chlorophyta; Chlorophyceae; Sphaeropleales; Selenastraceae
Exons: 5
Coding region: 1-1410 (469 amino acids)
Source: RefSeq, a predicted model, not a curated record
AUGGGCAACUUGCCCAGCAGCAGCGGCAACAGCAACAGCAGCGGCAACAGCAGCAUCACCAGCAGCGGCAAUAUCACCAGCGGCAGUAACAGCAGCAGCAACAGCAGCAGCAGUAACAAUAUCACGAGCAGCGGCAACAGCAGCAGCAGCAGCGGCGCUGCUUCGGGCGACGCCUCUGCUGAUAGCGACAAUGGCGGCAGCAGCAGCGGCAUCAGCGGUGCAGGGGACGAGGGCGUCGCGCCUUGGAAUGUUACCAUCGGCGUCAACGCCACUGCGGUGAACCUGACGUUUGAUGACUACUUCAAGUGGAACGCGACAGAUCUGGGCGGGAUCCCCCUGCGGCCGGAGGCUCUCGCUGACAGCAGCAACAGCAGCCGCAGCAGCAACAGCACCAGCAACAACACCACCACCAGCAACAGCAGCAGCAGCAGCAGCAGCAGCAGCAGCAGCAGCAGCAGCAGCAAGACCAGCAGCGGCAUAACGGUCAGCACGGGGGCGCUGAGAGGGGUUGUCAAUGCACCCAACGCCGUGGUUUUUCCUACGACGGACGAGGGUUCAGCAGUUGUGCCAGCCGGAGACUCUUGGGGUGCGGCGUUCGCACCCCUGUCCGCCUGGGUGACGUACACACACGACUGGUCUGACGCUAACAGAUCGUCAGUCAACGUGGUGUUGACCGGGUUCGACUUCCGACGAAGCGAUGCGUACGCUGGUCUGAUCGACGUCAAGCUGCAGCUUGGACAACCUAGGCUGCCGGCGCCGGUGCCCGCGCCUGUGGCGCCGGUGCCGGCGCCUGUGGCGCCGGUCGUGACCCCCGCGCCAAUCAUCCCGGCCGCCCCGGCAGCGCCCACAGUGCCCGCUGCCAAUGUGGCGGUGCCGCCUGUCGUGACGCCGGUCGUUACGCUGACGUUUGAUGACAUCACACCUGGGGCCUCUGGGGAGUCUCCCUUGGCAGCCUACCGCGACUUUUCCUUUUCCGGCGCGCUCGCCGUCACCGCCGCCGCGCUGCCCGCCGUGCUGCAGACCGGCAUCAACUCCCAGCCCGUCGCGCUCACCAACGCCCCUGCGCUGCCGGGCCGCGGGGACGGCUCCCUCGCUUUCACGGCGCCGCCAGGCGGCGCAGGGUUUGCGCCGGUGUCCGUGAUCAUGACCCAAGAUCUCGACGCCGCCCUCGCCGGCACGCUGGGGCUGACCCCCGGCGGCGAAGGCACAGUUUUUGUCACCUGCUUCGACGCGGCCGGCGCGCGGCUCGGCCGCGGCGCCGCGCGGCUGCCGGCGGGGCAGGCGAACAGGGUGUCUUUCCCUCCAGAGUGCAGGGGCGCGGCGCGCGUCGUGAUCGCGCCCGUGAUCAGCAGCACGCGGGUGGUGAUCGAUGAUCUGGAGUACUACGAUCUGGGCGCGCGGCGGCGGUGA